Messenger RNA from Acaulospora morrowiae, 164 nucleotides. Lineage: Eukaryota; Fungi; Glomeromycota; Glomeromycetes; Diversisporales; Acaulosporaceae. The record is from the annotation of a GenBank genome assembly.
AUGUGUUUCUCAAAAGCAAAAUGGCAAAGGGAAGAGGUUCAAGAUCAUAAAUUUGAUUUUGUUGAUGUGGAUGAAUUUCAGAAUAACAGCCUUCUGAUGCAAUUAAAGUAUUCGGUCGUGUUCAUGAUAGUCUUAAAGUCAGUUCUAGUCUACAUUGCCGACAU